Molecule: messenger RNA, 2066 nt
Organism: Brachypodium distachyon (stiff brome)
Lineage: Eukaryota; Viridiplantae; Streptophyta; Magnoliopsida; Poales; Poaceae
Product: polygalacturonase At1g48100
Exons: 5
Coding region: 398-1894 (498 amino acids)
Biological process (GO): carbohydrate metabolic process
Molecular function (GO): polygalacturonase activity
Source: RefSeq, a predicted model, not a curated record
CCCCAGCUGCAUCUGAAUCAUCCACCCCUUUCUAUGAUCCUCUGGAAGCAUCGUUUCCUUGAAGCUGCUGCCUGCCAAGAUUCAUGUGACGAAAACGAUAGGCGAUGAGAUGACUACAAACCCCACACCCAUGUACUCGCUCCAUUCCAUCCCAAAUCGCACAGAUCGCCUUGCCUUUUGACAAGUGUCAUCCCGGUUGAUCGUGGCUUUCUUUCUCCUUCCAUUGAUGUCCACAAGAGCCAGCAUAAGUAUGCGAGCAGGCUCCUCAAGGCUCAACCCUCCCACACUCCUCGAAAGCCAGAAAUCACAAGCUCAGCCAUAACCAUUCGCCUCUUUUCUUUUUUCGUUGGUCGCUGCUCCUGAUCCUUGAAGCAGAGCAUUUGCAGGUUUAGUGGCCAUGAGAGCUGCAUCAUCACGGCCGUCGUUGAUGGUGCUGACAUUAGUGCUAGCGGCACUGUGCGUUGUCGUUGUAGAUGGAAGGAACCACAUACACAAGCAGAAGCCUCAUGGCCAUGGAGGCGUCGGCGGCAGGCACAACAAGGCCAGCGGCGCCAAUGGGGCCACGGUGGUGUCAUCCCCUGCAGUCCCACCAGAGGAUGCCGAUGAGCCGCCGCCGCUCCUUGUGCCGCCGCCGCCGAUCGGCACGGGCAUUGUCCCGUCAGACCCGGCCACCCCGACGCAGCCAGAGCAGCAGCCGUGCGUGUUCGACGUGCGGGCAUUCGGCGCGGCGGGCGAGAGCACGGCGGACGACACGGACGCGUUCCGGGCGGCCUGGAGCGCGGCCUGCGCCGUGCAAUCGGGCGUGCUGCUCGUGCCAUCCGACGGCACGUUCACCAUCGCGUCCACCACGUUCUCCGGGCCAUGCCAGCCCGGGCUCGUGUUCCAGGUGGACGGGGUGCUGAUGCCGCCGGACGGGCCGGACUGCUGGCCUCCGUCGGACAACCGGCGGCAGUGGCUCGUCUUCUCCAACCUCGACGGCAUGACGCUGCGCGGCGCCGGCACCAUCGAGGGGAACGGCGAGGAAUGGUGGAACCUCCCUUGCAAGCCUCACAGGGGUCCCAACGGGUCCACGCUACACGGGCCGUGCGACAGCCCCACGCUGAUUAGGUUCUUCAUGAGCCGGAACCUGGUGGUGGAGGGCCUGAGGGUGGAGAACAGCCCCGAGUUCCACUUCCGGUUCGACGGCUGCAGCGACGUGCUCGUCGACGGGCUCUUCAUCAGCGCCCCCGCCAACAGCCCAAACACCGACGGCAUCCACGUCGAGAACACGGAGCGCGUCCGGAUCUACAACUCCAAGAUCAGCAAUGGUGAUGAUUGCAUCUCAAUUGGGACCGGGAGCUACGACCUGGACAUACAAAACAUAUCGUGUGGCCCUGGCCAUGGCAUAAGCAUCGGCAGCCUGGGCGUGCACAACUCACAAGCCUGCGUGGCGAACGUGACGGUGCGGAACGCGGUGAUCCGGAACUCGGACAACGGCCUGCGGAUCAAGACGUGGCAGGGCGGCGCGGGCUCCGUCUCCGGGAUCGCCUUCGACGGCGUCCUCAUGGAGAACGUCCGCAACUGCAUCAUCAUCGACCAGUACUACUGCCUGGACAAGCGGUGCAUGAACGCGUCCACGGCCGUGCGGGUCGCCAACGUGUCCUACAGCAACGUCCGGGGCUCCUACGACGUCCGCAGCGCGCCCAUCCACUUCGCCUGCAGCGACGCCGUCCCCUGCACCAACGUCACGAUGUCCGAGGUCGAGCUGUUGCCGUUUAGCGGGGAGCUCGUGGAUGACCCUUUCUGCUGGAGCGCCUAUGGGGUCCAGCAGACGCCCACGAUUCCGCCGAUUUCGUGCUUGCAGGACGGCCUGCCGGAGUCUCUCCUCGACGACCUAGACCUAAAGUGUCCAUGAUGUGUGUAUAACACCACUAGCUAGCUACACAUUACUGGUUGUAAUAGGAUUAGAUACGAAAAUUCUAAUUUACUGGACCCGGGACCUACCGGAGUCAGAUCGAUCGUCCGUCGGUUCUCUCGUCCGAGAUUCGUGCUUCUAUUUUCAGGUCCGUGGAUUUUUGUUGUGCAUA